AUGAGGACGCCGCAGAAACGACAUGUAUGCAUCCUUCUACCGAACAAGCAGCACCUGGACUGUACUGUCAGGGUGAGAGCCAGAGGCCAGGAGGUUCUGAAUAUUGUGUUGAAGCAGCUCAGCGUCAGUGAACUCAGUGUCUUUGGUCUGGCUGUUCUCAGAGAUAAUGAAUACCUCUUUCUUUAUUUGGAACAAAAGCUGAGCAAGUACUUUGGCAAAACAUGGAGCAGGGGAUCCUUAAUGGUCCCAUUUAUCUUAUUUCUGAGAGUGAAGUAUUAUGUAGAGAGUGGGCUGCUGAUAAUGAGCAGCAAAGUGCGGCAGCUCUACUACGCUGAGCUGAGGCAGAAGGUGCUGCGUUCGCAGAGCCGCCUUCAGGAGGCUUUGUUCUUCCAGCUGGCUGCUUCUGCUCUCCAAGCCGAAGUCGGAGAUCUGGAGCAAAGAGCGGAGGGGAGUGAUGAAGAGGAGGGAGAGGAGAACAGACACAGACAUUACUUUCUUCCUGAAGAUUUCUUUCCCUCAUGGCUGAUAAAGCGCCGUGGACGAGAAUUCCUGCUGCAGCACUGCCCGCCGUUACACGCUGAGCUGAGGGGUGUGACUCGCAGCCAAGCCGUCCUACAGUUUAUCAAAGAGGCCAGCAGUCUACAGGAUGGACCGGUCACUUUCUACAGAAUGAGACAGGAGAAAAAGGAACUGAGGAGUUCAAUCCUUCUCGGCGUGACACUGAAAGGAGUUCAUAUUUAUCAGGAGGUGGAAGGGAAGCAGUGCCUAUUGCAUGAUUUUUCUUGGACCGUCAUUGAGCGCCUCACUUUCCAGGGCAGCAGGUUUGAAAUUGCUGGAGUGGGCUCUCUGUGCCUCCCUAAACUGGUGUUUUACACUCCUUCAGCCUUCCACUCCAAACACGUGCUGAGGCACCUCAGUGACAGUCACUGGUUCCACAUGAACACCAGAGAUGCAGCCAGCCACAUCCAGCAGCUGGAGGACAAGCAGGCCAGUCACUUCUACAAAGAGGCCUACAUCUGUGACACGACACGCUUAGCACACAGACUCCAGAGCAACAGCGUCACGUCUUCCAUGUCUGACUGUAGCGUUGUAGUCGAAGCAAACGCACUUGGUCCAAAGAGGAGGAAGACAAAGUCACAGGUCAGCUGA
This is a messenger RNA of Plectropomus leopardus (leopard coralgrouper), 1149 nucleotides long. Its product is annotated as FERM domain-containing protein 6. Gene Ontology annotation, biological process: positive regulation of hippo signaling. The record is from RefSeq and is a predicted model, not a curated record. Gene Ontology annotation, cellular component: cytoplasmic side of apical plasma membrane; cytoskeleton. NCBI's taxonomy places the organism in Eukaryota, Metazoa, Chordata, Actinopteri, Perciformes, Serranidae.